CCUGCAUCGAUUACAAGAGUCUGCUGAUGGUGUCAUUUCAGUGUGACGCCUGCCAAGACGUCGUGAAGAAGCCAAAACUUGACGCGCACUCUUACAGAUGCUAUUCAUCUUUCACUUGCGUAGACUGCAGCAAAACAUUUCAUACUUCCGCCGAAUGGAAAGGUCAUACAUCCUGCAUCUCUGAAGCAGAAAAAUACCAGAAAGGAUUAUACAAGGGAAAAAAGAAUAAGCAACAAAAUGGAUCAAUUGGCCCACGUGGAGACAAAGUGCAAACACCGGGACACGAAUUAACAAAUGGACCUGUUCUCUCGGAAUCUCCGUCUGAGCCGAAAGAGGAGACUCAACAUAAACCUUCGGGAGAUGUGACAGACAGGGUAGUGGCUGUUGGUAGUGAAGACGACUCCACGGUUCCCAUACUAAAAGCUGAUGUAAUGAACUCUACACCGACUAAGAAAUUAAAAAAGGAUAAAAAGAGAAAGCGCAGGGAAGCGGAAGUCGUCGAUGUGCACUUAAAUGAUGCGCCCACGAACGGAGAAUCCAAGAAGAAAAAGAGGACAGAUGUCCUAGAAAGGGAAGAAAAGAUGAAGGCGCAUGGAACCGCUGAAAGGAAAGAGCCGACCACCCCGCUAGACUCGGAACCAAUACAGACAACGAAACGGAAGAAAAACAAUGAUAAGAAUAGGUCGAAGGACGAUAACGAUAAAUGUGUUAGCGCUCCGCCACUGACGGAGCCGCAACAAUCUCCUUUCCUGAUGAAGCAAGGCGAUGGGACAGUGUCUGGGAAGAAGCGAAAGCGAAAGCAUCGGGAAUCUGACGAAACAGAGAAGAUUUCCUCAGAGCCUACAGAGACCAUGAGGAACAACGCGAGUGAUGACAUACCGGUCAAGAAGAAGAAGAAAAAGGAAAAAUCAAAGAAAGACCAGGAAAGUAAUCCAGCGACGGACCCUGUCAAGGAUGGUCUCAAUUCUGAGUUGGAAAUGGUCGGUAAAAGGCAGCCUGACGAUAAAGGCAAUGAAGAACUGGGCGCUAGGAGUACCAAGAAAGAGAAGAAAAAGAAAGAGAAAACGAAGAAAAUUAAGUCUUUGGAGGAGACGACGGCCAGUUCCUGA
Molecule: messenger RNA, 1109 nt
Organism: Fomitiporia mediterranea MF3/22
Lineage: Eukaryota; Fungi; Basidiomycota; Agaricomycetes; Hymenochaetales; Hymenochaetaceae
Exons: 7
Coding region: 27-1109 (360 amino acids)
Biological process (GO): negative regulation of transcription by RNA polymerase II; rRNA processing
Cellular component (GO): nucleolus
Molecular function (GO): DNA binding
Source: RefSeq, a predicted model, not a curated record